GAGAGAAGAAGAUAUUGCUUUUAACCUAGUUCUCUUUGAAGAAGUGGCUUAGGCACUUCCAUGGCUUCUCAAGAAAAUCAAGCUGAGCUGGAUAAAGAUCUUCAGAAUUUUUUGCCUGGGACUCCUCAUCCUCUUGAACAAACCGAGAAGACAGACUUUUUCCCAACAUGGAAAUCUUCUAAUAGAAACCCCCCAAAAUACAGUUUCCUGGUACCUCCUGGUCUAGAACAUUUGAGCAAGAUACAACAGAUCAUUAUUCAUCAGCAGGUGGAGCUCUUGGGAGUUUUUCUCGGUACUGAAAAGAGCAACAAGUAUGAAAUAAAAGACCACUUUGGACAAAGACUUUAUUUUGCAAGGGAGGAAAACAUCUAUCUUAAUAAAAACUUGUGUGGACCAUUGCGGCCUUUCACCAUGCGCAUUUCUAAUAACAUAGGCCGGGAAGUAAUCACAGUUAUUAGACCCUUGAGGUGCAUUACUUGCUGCUUUCCCUGCUACUUACAAGAGCUGGAAGUUCAAGCUCCUCCAGGUACAACUGUCGGCUUCAUCGUGCAGAAAUGGGAUCCUCUUGUGCCAAAGUUCACAAUUCAAAAUGAAAGUAAAGAAGAUGUACUGCAGAUUGUCGGCCCAUAUUUAACAUUUAGUUGCUUAGGAGAUGUGCAUUUUGAGGUGAAAACACUAAAUGAAAAAUCAAUAAUUGGGAAGAUUUCCAAAUACUGGUCAGGAUUUGUUAAUGCCGUUUUUACCAAUGCUGAUAACUUUGGUAUAGAAUUUCCUUUAGACCUUGAUGUAAAGCUGAAAGCUGCUUUAAUUGGCACCUGCUUCCUUAUAGAUUUAAUGUACUUUGAGCAGUCUUCAGAUGGAAUUUGAAAAUCCUAAAUGGUACAGCUUUAAUAAAGAUUCUAGAUCUUACAACCAGCUGAGAUGAUAAAUGAUGAUCUAAUAAGAAGAUGUAUUAGAAAAUGUAAAUCUGGCAGCCCAGAAGUAAUGCUAUUCUUUCAUAAACUUUAUUUAGAACUUUGUACCAAAUAAAUUAAAAUU
Molecule: messenger RNA, 1038 nt
Organism: Pseudophryne corroboree (corroboree frog)
Lineage: Eukaryota; Metazoa; Chordata; Amphibia; Anura; Myobatrachidae
Gene: PLSCR5
Product: phospholipid scramblase family member 5
Exons: 7
Coding region: 61-867 (268 amino acids)
Biological process (GO): plasma membrane phospholipid scrambling
Cellular component (GO): plasma membrane
Molecular function (GO): phospholipid scramblase activity
Source: RefSeq, a predicted model, not a curated record